This is a messenger RNA of Folsomia candida, 2899 nucleotides long. RefSeq names its product glutathione S-transferase C-terminal domain-containing protein homolog. The coding region runs from base 777 to 2729 and encodes 650 amino acids. The transcript is spliced from 9 exons. The record is from RefSeq and is a predicted model, not a curated record. NCBI's taxonomy places the organism in Eukaryota, Metazoa, Arthropoda, Collembola, Entomobryomorpha, Isotomidae.
UGUACGAAAUAGAAAACCGAGUUUGAUUUUUUAUACUGCAAAAAAACACAAGUAUAAAGACAAGUGACAGUAAAAUUUAAAUUGCAAAUCUGUUCUAAUUUGUGACAUACUGAUUUGCGAGGUAACUGCUAUAAUACCAUGAUAGAGCUGUGUACCAAGAGGCGAAUGAUCAUCUCUAUUAUUGCCUUAGGAGUGUUGACCGUAAUUAUUGUACUUUUGGAGGAGAAAUUAACUUCAGAUCCUCACUGGAGUCCUACACCCGUGCCUCAAAGUAAUGAUAGUGGAUUCAGUGCUACUGUCCAUAAACCCAGCUCAUCUUCAAGUCCACAAGAACAGACGAAUUGUUGGGAAUUAGAGGAGUAUAAAAUUGUUGCCGAAUGCUCACGCUGUACUCAGAUCGAAAUCAACAGUGGAAGCAUUCCUGCAUGUAGACUCACGGGCCUGAAGGAAACUGUUCACUGCAAUAUUUCUGGUGCAUUUUUUAGAAGCUGCUCUGAUGUUCCGAGUGUAGCCAAGACAAGAUUUUGGAUCUUUGAAAGUCUUAUGCUUUUUACAGCCGUUGUUUCUUUCGGAUUUUCUCGAUAUCGAACUAGUAUACUUGAAAGACAAACUAUUAAAAAUAUUGAGCGUCGUCUUGCAUCAGGAAUGUGAAAUUGCAUAAAUGUGAGGAGAAAUAUAUUUCAUAGAAAAGUAAAUCCAACCUGAUGCAAUUUUAAUAAGUGGACCUUGUCUCUACUUAGUGCUCAAGACACCAAGUACAAACUCCUUGCUUUAAGAUGAAGAAGAAUAACAAGGAAGCCAAGGAAGAGUUUUACAGACAAACCAAAGGUUAUUUUGAUAGCAUACAAAGUAAACCCAUCCUUCGUCUUCCUGUCUACUCAACGAAGCAUUUGACAACUGGAGAAUGGGAAAUAAUUUUACCCCCACAAAGCUGCGAUAUAUUGUGGAUCUAUGAAGUUUAUCAACUUUUCAAGUGGAUUGAGGUUGCAUUUGUAAGAAUACUGCCAUGCAAAAUUGAUAAUGAAGAUGAUAAUAGCUGUGAUACUCCAUUCAAUAGUCUCCAAACUCAAAUAUCUUAUCAAUGUAAAUGUGAUCCAAUAGUGAAAAUGUUACAGUCCUUUAAUAACUGUGAUGGUGAUUUUGAUGCUAGGUUUCGAAUGUACAAUUUUGCUUCACAUAGAUUAGUUGUGCUCAUUUCAGAAAAGCAAUGGUUAAUUAGUGGUCUCAGCUCUAUUCUGAGAUUUAUGAUCAAGUUUGCAUACAUGAAGUUGAGCUGGGAUUCUUCAUCAAGUUUGCCAUCAUCAACAGAGGCACAGUCCUUGCAAGAAAUUUUAGGGUUUCGAGGUGGAUGUUUACAGGCAUGUUCUGAGGUUUCGGUUUGGACAAAAUUUUGUGAAGUCGAUAUAUUUGAAGGCUUAGAGGUUGCACUAAAUGUCAACGGCACGAAAAAUGAAGUAUUGUCAAGAGAAUUACUCCGGUUUGAAUGCCAUCUAAAAAUGCCUGUCAAGAUGCAUAACAUUAGAAAAGAAAUUAGCAACAAAAGACGACAACAGGAAAUGUCUCAAACUAUCAAGAAUGACAAGGUUUCUCCUAUAGAAAUUGAACAUAAAUUCGCAGAAGGACCCCGAAUGCUACUAUCAGACUUAAUCCUCUACCCAUGCAUUUGUCUCUUCCACUUGCUCUAUGGAUCCCAAACGUGCGAAAAAUAUUUCCCAAACAUUUAUUCAUGGUACUCGACUAUGAAUGAAAGGUUUCAUCUAAGCAAAAACUUGAAACUACCUGGGACUACAGCUUUCCAAUGUCGCGAAACUGGUUAUAUUUGGAAGAUUCCUUGUAUCCUUGAAGAAAGCUUGUACAAGAGUGAUCGUUCACGCUACAAUCCAAAUUCGAGAGUAUUCACAAAACAACAUGACGUGUUGGACGCUUUGGCGGCAAUUAACCUAUCGAAUAUUAAAAUAAAAGAGGUCACCGACGUCGUAGAAGUUCUAAAUUGGGAAGAUAUACCAACUUUGGCUCAACCUGAAGGAGGGAAUCUACCCCCAAGUAGACGAGAGAAGAAAAAUCAGCAACUAUCCAGCAUGACUGUAGAAGUGAUGAAAAUUGUCGAAGCGAAAAGCAAACAACAUAAUUCUACCUCAAGUCCCAUAAGAAUUGUAGAUUUUUGUUCAGGUGGAGGACAUUUAGGUAUCUUGCUGGCUUUCCUACUUCCUAACUGUCAAAUAGUUUUGGUUGAGAAUAAAGAAGAGUCUCUACGCCGUGCUGGAGAAAGAAUCGACCAGCUCAAACUCACAAAUGUAUUGCUGUAUCAAUGCAAUUUGGAUUACUAUUUUAGCCAAUUCGAAAUAGGUGUGGCUCUUCAUGCUUGCGGUUCAUCUACAGAUCUGGUUCUGCAAAAAUGUAUUUCCGCAAAUCCUCCGGCUUCAUUUGUAUGCUGUCCGUGCUGUUACGGUAGUGUUCAGAACAAUCACAUGCUUCAUUACCCGAGAAGCAGUUUAUUUCAAGAAAGUGGUAUUUCCUUGAAACAUUACUUCGUCCUUUCACACGCCUCAGAUCAAACCCACGAUGAAGAGAAUGAGAAGACGGAGCAAGGGAAACUUUGUAUGCAAGUUAUUGAUACUGAUAGAUGUCUAGAAGCACAAGAACAUGGAUAUCAAACAGUUUACCUAAAGAAAAUUGUUCCUCAAACUGCAUCACCCAAAAAUCACAUUUUAGUAGGCUAUAGUAUUUGAUAUGUAUAUGCACCAUUUUUCAAAUAUCUAUAUCUAUAUAUCUUUUAUACCAAUUACUCACUCAUUGAAUAUGUGUUACAUAUGUUUCUUUGUGUACACUCUCUUUGUGAAUACGUCUUAAAUUUAAUUUAUCUAUUAAAUACCCACUAAAAAAUAUGGCUUUGAACAAA